Metarhizium robertsii ARSEF 23 is the source of this 1014-nucleotide messenger RNA. RefSeq names its product Oxoglutarate/iron-dependent oxygenase. The transcript is spliced from 2 exons. The coding region runs from base 1 to 1014 and encodes 337 amino acids. Gene Ontology annotation, molecular function: dioxygenase activity. The record is from RefSeq and is a predicted model, not a curated record. Lineage: Eukaryota; Fungi; Ascomycota; Sordariomycetes; Hypocreales; Clavicipitaceae.
AUGGGCGGCAUAGCCAAUCAGCAACAUGCAAUCCCCAUCAUCGAUUUUGGCCCUCUUCUUCAAGAUGACUGCACGCACGAAAGUUUUGCCACCAUCGGGAAAGAAAUCUACGAAGCGUUUAGGGAUUUUGGUUUCGCCUACAUAAAAAACCACUCAGUGCCGCAGAGUGUGGUAGACGAGGCAUUCCGAUGGGUAUCCAAGUUGUUCCCUUACACCGAAAAGGACAAGGUUCCCCACCCUCAAGAAGGAUGGUAUCACCGAGGCUACUCGGGUAUCGGCCGCGAAAAAGUCUCCCAGAUGGUCUUUGACGAGGAGGGCAUCGCCAACCAACGUAAAAAGCCAGACUUCAAGGAAUCCUACGAAAUGGGUGCAGAGGGAAAGCUGCGAAACAUUUGGCCUGCCGAUGACGUGAUCCCCGGGUUCCGCGACUUCUUCACCCAGUUUUACGAGAUAUGCUACGAAAUGGAAUUGCAACUGCUCCGCGCUAUCGCCGUUGGCAUGGGCCUGAAGGAGGAUUUCUUUACCAAUUACCACAAGACCAAGCAAAACCAGAUCCGCCUGCUGCACUACCCGCCUGCCGAAGAAGAGCUCCUCGCGACCGGCAAACUAGAAAGUAUCAGUGCCCAUACCGAUUUCGGUACGCUAACCAUGCUCUUCCAGGACCAAGUCGGCGGACUCGAGGUCGAAGAUAUCCAUGAAAAGGGCAAAUUCAACCCAGCGCCCUAUAUCCCAGGAACAAUGGUUGUCAAUAUCGGCGAUCUACUUAUGAGAUGGAGCAACGACGUGCUGCGGUCUACGCUGCAUCACGUUCGUACGCCUCCUGCUGAUGAGCCGUUGAAAGAGGGCGAACCGCGGAUGACUCGCGAGAGGUACUCGAUUCCAUACUUUGUAGCCCCGGACAUUGACUCUACAAUUGACUGUAUACCGGGCUGCUGGGGGCCGGAACGACCAAAGAAGUAUGAGCCUAUUAAUAGCAGCGAGUACCUGGAUAUGCGGCUGAAUGCCACCUACUGA